UCUCUGUCCAUGGUUCUGAAAAAAAACGUCUAUGACGUCCAAAUGGGCGAACAUCGGAAUUCUAGAAAUUUAAAAGACGACGGUUCAGAUUCGUUCAACGGAAAAACUAAAACAUGAUGCCCCUGGCCUAAACGACAGACAUCCGAUUAGUCAAAAUGGGAGAGACUCAGGGUUUGUACAAAAUAAGCAAACUAGCUGCCCACGUACCCGACCUCGUUGUGUACAGUACCCUCGCCAAAGACAUUCCUUACGCAGAGAAGUUUCACGGAGUGCUUCUCUUCGCCGAUGUAUCAGGCUUCACUAAAAUGACAGAGAAGUUCAGUUUGAGUAACAAGAAAGGUUUCGGAGCAGAUGAGUUGACGCGCACACUCAACAGUUACAUCGGAGACAUAGUCAGUUACAUCCUUGCCUCUGGGGGCGACAUCCUGAAUUUCGCAGGUGACGCCAUCUUGGCUCUGUGGACGGUCGAGCGGAUUCAGCUGAGAGACGUUAUCUCGCUAGUGGUCAAAUGCAGCCUGGACAUCCAGGACCAGUGUGGCUCCCGGAAUACAGAAGUGGGCUGUCAGCUGAGAGUUAAAUUAGGUAUAUCUGCUGGGAAGCUCUCCAAAGUCGUCAUAGGAGAUGAGCUCAGUCAGUACUUUCUGGUGAUUGGCCGGGCCGUGGACGAGGUGCGACUGGCGGAGGGGUUGGCUGUGGCCGGCACAAUCAUCUUGUCACCCAACGCCUGGGAACUAUGUGACAGGGACAACAUCGUCAUCGACCGCAUAGAGAAUGAGAGAGCUGUGAAGGUGAGAUACAUGAAGCGAGAGCCCAGUUUUUCGGUCGAGAAGUACCAGGACUCAGUAGGAGCGAUGGUAGAGCAUGAACACCUGACAAGAGACUGCGUGAGAAAAGCCUCUAGACUGACGCCGAACGCGGAGCUUGAGAACACGUUCCGGAAGUACAUCAUGAAAACGGUUCUGCAGAAGAUAGACGACGGGCAGCCUCUGGAGUACCUGUCGGAAAUGCGUCCGGCCACCAUAGUGUUUGUCAACCUGCAGUUCAGCGGCGGGCAGAGUGAAGAGGGCCUGUGUGCCGCCAUCCACCGGGCAGCCAUUGGCAUCGCCCGUCAGAUGGUCUCGCACCAGGGCCGGAUCAACAAGGUGUUCAUGUUCGACAAGGGCUGCACUUUCCUCUGUCUGUUUGGACUCCCCGGGGACAAGCGCGAGGAUGAGAGGGCCCACGCUUUACAGGCUGCCUGUGGAAUACACGACAUUUGCCAGAGAGAGUUCUGCAACCUCAAGACCGUCUCUAUCGGAGUGACUACGGGCCCAGUGUUCUGCGGAGUAGUGGGUCAUUCCGUGAGGCACGAGUACACAGUGAUUGGGCGAAAAGUGAACCUGGCGGCGCGACUGAUGAUGCACUACCCCGGGGUGGUGUCAUGUGACAGCGAGACGUGCUACUACUCCAAGCUGCCUGCCUUGUACUUCAACAAGCUGCCUAAGAAAGCCAUGAAGGGGAUCAAGGACCCUGGCGUGUUAUAUCAGUUCAUGGCUCGCAAACAUUCCAUAACUAUUGGUAUAGCGCCUAUGUCCGUUGUGAGGGAAGAGGGAUACCCUCUCUUGGGCAGGGAGAAGGAGAUUUCAGUGUUUUCCAGCAUGCUGAAGGGUUACCUGGAGUCAAGGGCUGCCGGUCACACCAACUACAACAACGUUUUGAUCUGUGAGGGACCUGUUGGCUAUGGCAAGAGCCGUCUGCUGGCUGAGGCGGUUUACCGAACUGCCAAGGAGGGAGUCAGAGUAAUCUCGAUUGAGCUGGCCAAGACAGACAUCAAGCAGUCCAACUACGCUCUCCAGACUCUCCUGGCCGUCCUCAUGUCAGUUCAGAACUGUAAGAGCUAUGCAGACAGAGAGAAAGUCAUCCUCUCCAAGAUUGAAGAUCCAGAGAUAAAGGAGAAUCUCUGCCUUCUCAAUGAUAUCCUGUUAGUCAAGUUUCCUGUGUCCAAGGACGUUUCACUCAUGGACAGUGACACGAAGAACAAGAAGAUGAGGAAUUACUUUGUGGAGUUGUUAUGCAAGUUUUCAGAGGAUGAGCCAUGUGUGUACGUGCUGGACCAGGCUCACUUUGUAGAUCAAGCGUCAUGGGCCAUCCUGCAGGAAGCCUGCGAAAGAGCCUCAGUGUUGGUGUGUAUGGCCCUCCUCUCCUGCACCAAUCAGAGUGGUCCCUUCCCUGAGUUCAGCCGCAUCAUCACAAACCCCCGGACCACCUACCUCAAGCUGCUGGGGCUGGAGCCCUCGGUCAUCGGCCAGCUAGCCUGCCAGAUAUUAGGGGUGACCCGUAUACCCAGUGAGGUGGAGCUGUUCCUGGUGGAGAGAAGUCAUGGGGUUCCAUUCUACUGCGAGGAGCUCUUGAAGAGCCUGUACCUGGGUCAUCAGAUCGUGAUCGAGGAGGUGCAGGAGGAGGACCCGGCUGAAGACAUAGACAUCCUUUUCCCUGAGCCCACCCUGGUGGUACACCUCUCCAAACCCAGCCAGGUGUGGCAACAGGAGGACAGCAGGGCCAGCGCGCUAGGGACCCCAAAGGCUUCCACGUUGAAAUUCCGCAAGAUCGCAGACCUGGUCGAAUCAAAGGACCGCGCUUUCAUCUGUCGUGUCGGAGAAGUUGCCAAAUUUCAUGAAAUACCCAUCCCCCUGACACUGAAAGGCAUGGCGUUGGCUCGACUGGACCAACUGCAGCCGGCAGAACAGAUGGUGGUGAAGUGUGCCUCUGUUAUCGGCCACACAGUCACCACUGAGAUGCUCGUCCACAUCCUCCCGAAGGCGGAGAACCUGGACAAGCUGAAUCUAUCGCUCAGCUACCUGUUCGAGUCGGCCAUGUUCGAGUGCGGCUCCACGCCCGAGCAGUUCACCUGGCGACAGCGCCACGGGCAGCCAGAGUGUUGGGGUGCGCUCAGCUGCUACUGUGCACGGGACAGCCGAGAAGACGUCAGUGAAGUGGCAGGCCUGGCCUCGGCGGACGGCGUUUGGCGCUGCAAGGUGCUGCGUUUCUGCUCUGCCCUGGUCAGGGAGACCGCCUAUGACCUGUGGCUGAAGGAACCCAAGAGGGAGGUCCACCAGAAGUGUGCCGCCUUCCUGCUCAGGCAAGCCCAUCGAUGCAGAGCCUGCGGCGUCCACGGGUUCGUCUUCGGCCACAAGGCGGCCGUUGGGAACAACAUGAUGGAGGUCCGCCCUCUCUCUGGAGAGGCCUUGUUCACGGGCCGGCGAGGCCCACCGAGGCCCCAGAAGAGAAGAAUAUCACUAAACCAGGUCAGACCUCUGCAGCCUAACAGUGAAGAGGACACAUUUCUGUUGAAACUGGAUUCCAUGGUACGUGACUACAAGAGGACGACGGGCAGAACCAGGAAGUGUAGGUGCGCUCAGUUGGUGGAGUGCCUGCUGUGUCCCAUGGUGCAUCACUGCAUGGGCAUCGGCGAUGUGGCCAAAACCUUCUUCUACCUUCUGGAGACGGCCGCUGCCCUGGCCUCCCUCUCCAGCCACCUCCAGGCCCUGUCCUAUUUGAACGAGGCCAAAAUCAUACUGGACAAUCUGAAAGCGGGCCACCCGGCCUUUGAGACUGCCGACCCUAGAGCCAAAGUGAAAAUCAACAGCAUUGAGAGAGCCUGUGUCUUCCGUCUCACGGGAGAAGUGUUGUACAACAUGGGACAGAUCAAAGAGGCUGAGAGCAUGUUCACCAGAGCCCUAAGGAUCCUGGGAAAACACGUCCCAACCAACCCCGUGGUCAUGUCUGUCAAGUACCUCCAUGAGAAGAUAAAGAGUCAGCACUACAGAUCCAGGAUUUUCGGCAGCCCUGGGGAAAGGAAGCUUGCAUUCCUCCACCAGCAGAUCUGCUGUCUGUCCUACGUGUGGCAGAUCAGAUGCAUGCGAAGAACUCCCCAGAACAUUCUCAGUGCAUCCCUGGCCAUCACUAUGGAGAGGAACUCUGCCCGGCAGACUGCAGAGGAGUACAAGAUUACUUUCUCCUGCAUUGACUACCUCCUGUACUGUCAGCUGAGUGGUCGGGAGGACCAGGGUCGGCGCUCUGAGAGGAUGCUGCGCCGCACCUGCUCCGAGCUGUCUGACAGCCAGGAGGACCUGACCCUCACCAGCCACUUAGUGCGCACCCUCGCCAUAGUCAAGCUCUGCUCGGGAGCGCUGCACGACGCCAUCCGUUACGGUCUGCUAGCAGAGAAAAUCAGCGAGCUGACAAAGCCCCUGGGCCUGGACAUGAGGACAAUUGUUGUCCUUCACACACCCCUGAUGUUCACACACAGGUAUGGCGAGUGUGUCCGGCUGUUGCUAGGCCAGGAGUACCCGGGAAACGGCGUGGCUAAAGGCUGCUUCUACGUCGCCUGCUUUCACUUCCUGCUCUACUCAGGCUUUGCCGUCCGUCCAUUUGAGGAGUGCCACGCCUUUGUGGAGGAGUCCCACUCAGAUCCUAGCCUGGUGGCUGAACAGAGUCUCAUGAUGAGCCUCUACUCUGCUCUGGCUCUGUGGUAUACACGGCUGUUUGACUGGGAGAAGGCAUGUUUAUUCUAUACCAAGGCCUGGAGAGUUGCUCAGCAGGCUCCCUCAUCCAUCCAGGCCAUAAACGGCACAGUCGUGUUCCUGGAGUGUCAGGUGCUGCUGUUCAGAAAGGCCCUGGUGGAGCACAACAAACACAUCCACACCAUCUACAAGAACACACAGAAGCACUUUUCAGAGUUCACUCGUAAGUACUCGACCAACAGGACAUUCGGGCCACGCGUACUCCACCUCCGAGCCUACCUGUACCUGCUGACGGGCCACCGGGCCCUGUCCCGGGCCAUCCUGCACCAGGCCGCGGGGCUCUGCCGACAGCACGGCAACAAGCUGGAGAAGGGCUGGAUCAGGCAGAGUCAGAACUUGUGGUUUGGCGCGUGCCGACAAAGCACCGCGAAAGAGGCCGGUUCCUUUAUGACCCUGCCCAGCUGGGAGGAGGCUAGGGGGGUGGACCCAGAGGAGCUGGCCCACAACCGCUACACCCUGAUGGGUGUCGGGGACCAGAGCUGGGCUGACAGCUCCAACCUGUGCUUCACCCCAAACACAGAGGACAUCCAGAUCCUCAAAGGCCAAGGAUAGGGAAAUGGUUCCUUAGCGAGACUUAGCGCAAAUUAUUAUUAUCGGCCAAGAAUAUGGAGAUUAAAAGAAAAUGCUGUCGUUGUCAUUGGUUUAUUUUAUUGGUUCAUACAUUUCUCGCUCUCUUUCUCUCGUAUUACAAAUGUACAUUUAUAGUGGU
Molecule: messenger RNA, 5271 nt
Organism: Esox lucius (northern pike)
Lineage: Eukaryota; Metazoa; Chordata; Actinopteri; Esociformes; Esocidae
Product: adenylate cyclase type 10
Exons: 32
Coding region: 156-5114 (1652 amino acids)
Biological process (GO): intracellular signal transduction; cyclic nucleotide biosynthetic process
Cellular component (GO): cytoplasm
Molecular function (GO): adenylate cyclase activity; protein binding
Source: RefSeq, a predicted model, not a curated record